AGGGUGAGCAAAGCCCAGUUAGGGCUUUGGAGGAAGGAGAGUUUUGGUUGUGGCUAUGGCGACCAUGGCAGCAGCAGCUCCCGAGGUGUUGCGGUGCUCCUACGCCUGUGUUCUCGCCUCCCCAGCCUCCCUUCAUGGCACCAAUGUGUCGCCCAUUCCCUCAGCUCCUCUCUUAUCCAAUCCUCGUCGAAUUCGGUCCAGAAUUGUAGACGUAGCAAGCUCACGAGUCGAGGCAGUCAACCGUGUAGCUUCGUCCUCAAUUCGACGAUGCAACUCGGGUUUUCUAGGGUUUAGCUCGCACGCUGCCACGAUUUCGCAUUCUUCUGUCCUUUGGAAUUCGUCACCUGGCCGUUGGAUUUCGCCGUCGUUUGUUGUGCAAGCGAAGAAGGUGGCAGAAGUUGAAGUCGCUGUGGAUAAGGUCGGUACACCUGCCGGCGAAGAGGAGGAGGAAGAGGAGGAAGUAGAAAUAUCCUGGAUUCAAGAAAAGGCCGAGGAUCUUGUUAUUGCUACUGGCCAAGCAAUUGAUAGAGUUCCUGGGCCGCGAGUAGCGGAGACUCGCAUGCCCUGGCUCGUUGCAUUGCCGUUAGCCUACCUAGGAAUUACUUUUGUCAUUGCCUGUGUCAGGACGUACAAGAAAUACACUUCCCCCAAAGGACAACGAAAACGCCAGGUAGGAAAGAAUGCAUUUUUGGUGGAAAGUUUAGGAGAGUACUUUCCUACGAAAAGAGAUGAAUUGGAUGCCAACAAGCUUCAGAAGCUCGCAAACAAGUGCAAUUUUUCUCUAGGCGAGGUUCUGCGCAAAUACGUACGUUAUGCUCUAAAUGAGCGGCCAUUCACCCCAGAGACAGUUGCUGACCUGCUCCACUUGAGAAAGGUCUCAGGUUUAAGUGAAUCCGAGGUUGCUGAUGUGUUGAAUGACGUUGCCAAACGCUUAGUGAAGUCUAAAGGCCCAGUCGUGAUGAAUACAGAAGGCAUGACAGAAAAGGGUAUUAAGCGAAAGGCUGCAGUUCAGGCGCUCUUUUCCAAGCUCCUCUAUCUUUCUGAAUUGGAGGAGUUUGUUACGAGUGAUAAUAGAAGUGCCUUGACCAUCAAGACAACUUUUGGUGUUACCGACGAUGAUGCAAACAAGAUUCGGAUCGAUACUCUGUCCGAACAAACGGACGUCGAGUCUCUGGAGCGUAUGGUUGGAUCUGCCGGUUCAGAGUCUGACGAUGAGGAGGUCGCUUCUCCCGAGGCUGAAAAGGAUAAGUAGUCGAAAAGCCCAAUCCUGAAGAGACACUACCCUCGAUUAUUGCUCUAAGGUGGGUGCCUUCUGUAAGCUUAGUUUGUCCAGUUUCUGCGCGAAGUUUGUAGAAACCAUCAGGAGGAAAGAGAGGCAUUAGGAGCGGAGGAGAACCAUCUGUCGUUAUCCGGUAUACCAACUUUUCAUCCUCAUUCGUUGAAGGGAUCCGUUUUAGCGAAGCGGUCUUUCAGUUAGCAAUGCACUUUAGUGAAAUGAGGUUUUCUGUGACAAAGAUAGAGUUAGAAGAUAAUGACAAAGUCGAAGAACUACUUUGUUGUACAACUAGUUUUCCAAUGGAAAGAUGUGAGCGAUGAUCAGUGGAGCUCUUGGGUUUGAACCCAUGUUUAAUAACAUUUGGAGAAGCACUUGCUGCACAACCUCUAUCAUGGUUAUUCUGCACAUAAGCAAGGAUGUCAUGAUUGUCCCGUUUA
This is a messenger RNA of Physcomitrium patens, 1713 nucleotides long. RefSeq lists its product as uncharacterized. The record is from RefSeq and is a predicted model, not a curated record. Gene Ontology annotation, cellular component: chloroplast envelope; chloroplast thylakoid membrane. Lineage: Eukaryota; Viridiplantae; Streptophyta; Bryopsida; Funariales; Funariaceae.